AUGUCUUACACGAGGAGGUGCUUGGAGAGACAAGAGCGAGAAAUUGAAGAAAGAAGGCGCAAACGAGCUGAAGAAGAAAGGGAGGAGGAAGAAGAUGAUGAUCAAGUUGCCAUGGUAGUGGGUAUGCUCCAUCUAUCAAGCCAAGGCCAUCAUCGUGGUUCACAAGUCAGCCGUGGCCCAAACAUGGACAAACGUAGGCAUUCUUGGGGUAAGAAUCUUUUGGAAGAUUACUUUAUCCAAAAUUUGUUGAUUAGGGACGGUCGUUACAACAAUCGUAUGAUUGACUGUUAUACGGAAAUGCAAUCUUCUUAUGUUCAUGAACGACGUCAAGUUGACUUGAUGGAGCACUUAUGGGUUCUGAGAGGCAAUGACGGUCAAUGA
Molecule: messenger RNA, 381 nt
Organism: Prunus armeniaca (apricot)
Lineage: Eukaryota; Viridiplantae; Streptophyta; Magnoliopsida; Rosales; Rosaceae
Source: the annotation of a GenBank genome assembly